Messenger RNA from Stylophora pistillata, 2579 nucleotides. RefSeq names its product serine/threonine/tyrosine-interacting-like protein 1. Gene Ontology annotation, molecular function: phosphoprotein phosphatase activity. Lineage: Eukaryota; Metazoa; Cnidaria; Anthozoa; Scleractinia; Pocilloporidae. Gene Ontology annotation, cellular component: cytoplasm. Gene Ontology annotation, biological process: negative regulation of MAPK cascade; protein dephosphorylation. The record is from RefSeq and is a predicted model, not a curated record.
UUUUCACUCAAGAUGGAGAUUUCAAAAGUUUUGAAAAUGAUACAAUAAAACUAUCAGCUAAAGAAACAAAAGGGACUGGUUUGGGUGUUAGAACCAGUUUUCCUAUCUUUUAAAUUUUUAAUUUUAAAACAUAGCUUCGGGUCCGGUAACCAGCGUGUUGAGUUCGGUGGGACUUUCGAGAAACGGGCCCCAGGACCUCUCAGUCAUCAACAACAGGUACGUACCUUUUUGAGUCUAAUAAGUAAACAAGACUGUCGGUGUUGGUUGUCAUUGCGCAAGUGGAAUUUUUUCUACAAACUUUUGAAAGUUGUCGAGCUCGUGUGUUAAGCACCACUAAUGGGUGGAUCUCUUUCGAGAAGUCCAAAGCAGAAGUCCAAGAAAAAAGCUGAAAGGGAUGGAUCGAGCGAUCGACCAAAAAAAAACGCCAAAGCUGUCAAAGAUAAAAAGAAUGACAAACAGCCGGGGCAGGCUGAAAUGACAGGUCAAGCAACUCUCGAGAUGGAAAGGAAAGAUAGUAAGAUAUUUUGGAUUUCGCAUGUGUCGAAGAGAACUAAUUCUCGAGACGAUAUUAAGGCACAGACAUUGGUGGACAGCAAAGCAAUUUCCAAACCAACAGGGGAGCUAAGUUACCAACAGGGGAAACACAGUAGCAAGCAAAAACUUGUUGUGUCAGGUCCGAAGAAGAAAAGUAAAGGGAAGAGCUCUAAUGGUGCGGAUUCAAAUGGUCACUUGUGUGAAAAGAAAGACAAUAGCGGGGUAUUGAACGGUUCAUGUGCCUUCGGGGAAGAAAAACAAGAUCUGGAGGACUCGAAUUCCAGUGUAGUCCCGCAAUCUCCAGGUCUGCUUCCAGGGCAGACAAGCGGGAGCAUUGAUGCAUCAAAUUUUAUCUCUGUAAAUGAACUGUAUAACUAUUUCUGGGAUGGAGCUCAAAACUAUAGCAUCUUCGAUCCUUCUUAUAUGCUUCUCGUAGACGCUAGACCUCGAUCCGAAUACGAACGAGGUCAUAUAAUUUUGGCGCACUGUGCGGCAUCUUUGUACAAUGACUUGCUCACUUCCUCCACAUUUGGGUUUAAUUACAUGGUCAAUGGUGGUGAACAAGCCAUUGCGAACAGUCUCAGCGAGUAUACUCAUUUGAUUGUGUAUGGGAAUACUGUGUCAGACACUAGAAGUGAAGAUCUGCCCGAAAUAAAACUCAUGAGAGAACUGAUGAAUUAUGAUUUGGUUGAGCCUUUGUUGUUAGCUUCUGGAUUUGACAGUUUCAAUCAAGCUUGGCCUUUCAUGUGCACAACAAGAGAACUUACCGUCCGGCAUCACCAUUCAGAAAUCACACCGUAUCCAUCCCUCAUUUUGGAAAACCAGCUCUAUUUAGGCAAAGGGGUGCAAGCGACCAAUGAGAAGAUAUUGUUGGACCUCAAGCUCACGCAUAUUGUAAAUAUUGGUAGCGAACACUCCUCGCCUUUCACUGAUCACAUUCACUAUCUGAACAUAAAGCUUGAUGAUAGUCCUUCUAGCGAUUUAAAACUUUAUUUUGCAAAGGCAUAUCACUUCAUUGAUGAUGCCUUGUCAACUGGUGGGUGCAUUCUUGUGCAUUGCAAUCUUGGGGUAAGUCGCAGCUCAACUGUUGUCAUUGCAUAUCUGAUGAAGUCAAGAGAAUGGAGCCUUAAAAUGGCGUAUGACUUUGUCAAGGAUAGAAGACAAUGCAUUCAGCCCAAUCGUGGAUUUUUACAGCAACUUGGUGACUGGGAGCAAAGUGUUUUAGGACGUAAGCAUACAAAUCCUGAUGAUUUGUGGUUUUAGUGGCAACAAUUUUUUUUAUUUUAGGAGACCUAAAGAAUAUUUUUCAAGGGUAUGUUUCCAAGGAUGUACACUGACUGCAAAGUUGAUAUUCUUAAAUUGAUGUGAUAUAGCUUGUAUAAUAGAUGUAAAAUAGAUGUAAAACUAGAUAAGAUUGAUUUGCAUACUGUAAAAAUAAACUAUAAGAUGCUUUUUAAUAGCAGAUAAGAUACUUUUUAGCACUGUAACCCUCCAAAAAUAGAAUAUGUAGUAAUUAUUGCACAAAUUUGCUGUCCUUUUUGCUCACUAUAUUGCUGUAUUUAUUGUUGGGUCUGUACAUUUUUUGUCAAGGAGCUGAAAAUGGUGUCUUGGUUUUGUAACAACUGUGGCUGCUUUACUGAUCAGCUUAUUUAAAUAUGUUGUGAUUUGAUUGAUGCAUUUGGAUUUGAAAAAUUUUGAUAUGCAUAUCGUACCUACUGUUAUCACAGAGGUUCCUAAUAAUUCAUGUUACUAUAACAUUUCAAACUAAAACCAAUUUUCAAUCACAACAUGAAAAGAAACUGCAUGUUUGUAAAUUUAUUUAAAACGAGUUGAGUUGAAGUUGUAUUUAUUAACUUGAUAUGUAGAGAUCAUGAUAAAGCAAUCGUUUUGAUUUCCUCUAAUAUGGAAACAGAUUUGAUAAUGUAUUUACUACUGUUGGUAGGCUUUGUGUGAAGUUAUUUUUAAAUCUUAGAGUUACAGGGACAGAGAAAUAAUGGUGUUUCUGUUUUAUUUUGUUCAUGAAUAUGUAUUACCUUGUCUGAGAA